AUGGAUGACAUUAAAAAACACGACUUAACGUCGUCCAAAGAUGACAAAAGUAGUGAUCAAGAAAAGCCAGUGUCUUACAUUAAGGAAAGAGUUGUAACCACCAUCGUUCUGAUGCUGUACAUGAGUGCCAGUAUGCCUUCCGUCGCUUUGUUCACCCAAUACAUCCAUUCUCGCUAUGAGGACUUCUACAGGAACAGCACAAACUCCUCGUCAACAUCGCCUGGUACACAUUCACCAUGUCUUCGCAACACAAGCGAAGAAGCUGAUGAGUUGCAAGUGCACAUUCAACAGUCCACGUCGUAUGAGGUACUGAAGUUAAGCUUGUCUGUUCAGGUCCCUGCUAUCAUCGUCAACAUAGUCGUAGGGUCCUACUCAGACCACAUCGGAAGGAAGAUGCUGUUUAUAUUGCCGCUGCUAGGAUGUAUUUGUAAAUAUGUAGGUUUCAUGCUGGUUGUCAAGUUCCAUCUUCAUCUCAACUUCAUAAUCCUCGGGACCCUCCUGGACGGUUUUUCCGGUUCAGCAAGCACCUUCCUUCUUGCCAACAUGGCCUAUGCAGCCGACGUAACGAAGACUCACGCGACCAGAACAUUCGCUAUAGUAAUUGCCGAUAGCUCGGUGGCCAUCGCCAUAGCACUAGGACAGCUUAUGACAGGAUUCCUUAUUGAGAAGCUUGGCUACUUCUGCCCAUCAGUCAUUAAUACAUCUUUAAUCCUGCUUGCCACAACCAUCGUCAUAUUUGGCCUUACGGAAACAGUAAAGAAAACGGAGGUUAAGGAACUUUCGCCUGUUGUUCAUUUAAAGAAAGUGUUCGGAUUUUACGUCAGCAAAAGGCGAGACAAUAAACGUUCCAUAUUUAUUUCCUGUGUGAUUGUCUUUGCCCUACUAAGCAUUGUGAAUAUUGGUAUAAAAUUAGUUGAGACAUUGUACCAGCUUGGUCGACCCUUCUGCUGGGACCCCGAAGAGAUAGGUUACUACGGUGCCUAUUCCACAGUAUUCAUGACCAUUUGCAGUCUCGUUGCCAUCAAGCUUGGGUCAUCGUGCGUGAGGGUGGAGAUUCUUGCUGUGACAGGGAUGUUCUUACAGAUGGGGUCUCUCAUUCUGGAAGGCCUGGCCAGUACAGACGCCAUGAUGUAUGCGGUGCCCGUUGUUGGGUCAAUCAGUGGUGUGUCGGUGCCUGUGGUUCGGUCGGUGAUGUCGCACAUGGUGGAUCCUCAGGAACAAGGUGCAAUCUUCUCCAGCAUGGCUACCGUCGAAACCCUGAGUGGAGCUAUUGGGAGUGCGACCUUCACCUUCCUGUACAGCGCAACGGUCGAUACAAUAAGAGGGAUGGCGUUCUUAGUAAUGGCGGCCGUCAUGUUUAUGGCCGCUGUGAUUAAGAUGUAG
This is a messenger RNA of Haliotis rubra (blacklip abalone), 1383 nucleotides long. Its product is annotated as solute carrier family 46 member 3-like. Gene Ontology annotation, molecular function: transmembrane transporter activity. The transcript is spliced from 3 exons. Bases 1 to 1383 code for a protein of 460 amino acids. Lineage: Eukaryota; Metazoa; Mollusca; Gastropoda; Lepetellida; Haliotidae. The record is from RefSeq and is a predicted model, not a curated record. Gene Ontology annotation, cellular component: membrane. Gene Ontology annotation, biological process: transmembrane transport.